This is a messenger RNA of Darwinula stevensoni, 1515 nucleotides long. Lineage: Eukaryota; Metazoa; Arthropoda; Ostracoda; Podocopida; Darwinulidae. The record is from the annotation of a GenBank genome assembly.
AUGAUCUUAAAAUGGUUCAAUGUGCCCUACUCCACAAUCUACAACAGCCUCAUGUUACUCGCCUCAUGGUCACAUGAUCUCUCAGCAACCAAUCCGUAUCAUGCAGGGGCAUGUGGGAGAAGGGGUGUGAAGAAAAGGAAAGCAAAUGAUUUGGAGGGCCUGCCUUCACGAAAGAGCUUGAGACUGCAGCUGCAAGGGGAUAUAAAGGAUGGUUCAUUAUCUUUUGAGGCCUUGGAACAAGCAUCUUUUGCUGCUGCAGAAAGGGAAGCUGAAGCCGAUAUCAUCCCAUCUGGGCCUUUGCAGAUGAUAGAUGCAUACAAAUUGGAGCAGGACAUAUGGGAUGAGACAAAAUUAUUUUUGGGCAGCAUCCAAAAUUUCAGAUCUAAGACACCUUCCAGCAACAUGAAUCUCAUUCCUUUAGACAAAUAUCAAUCAACAUUGGAGGAGUUGAAGGUCACUGAAGAGUCAUAUGCCAAAGUUGUUCCAUCUCGUAUUUAUUCCAUGGAGUUCUACCCAAGUACUACAUCUGUACUCAUUGCUGCUGGGGACAGAGAUGGAUAUGUUGGAAUCUGGGAUAUCCUCUCAUCCAGAGGAGCUUCAGAAGGGGUCCAUCUUUUCAGACCACACCAGAGGCCCAUAAACUGUCUCUCUUUUCGACCAUAUUUCACUCAUCAUCUCCUCACCACCUCAUAUCAAGGAAAUGUCCGUUCAGCAGACCUCCAAAACCUCGUGUUUGAAGAAGUGUAUCAUGAUCCUGAUGACCUAUGGAUUACAUACCACACCUUCCAGUCUCCUCAUACCAUCCUCAUUGGAAGAGGUGAUGGGAGUGUGACAUUGGUUGACCUACGAGGGCACCAAAAACAAAAAGGGUAUAAUGCCAUAUAUCCAUGUCAUUCCUCUAAGAGGGCAAAUGCAGUCAAGUCACUUUGCUUCCAUCCCUUGAAGAAGGAGCUUCUGCUGACUGCUUCUCGUGAUGGAGAUGUGAGUUUAUGGGACAUACGAGGGAAAAUGACGAAGCCAGUUACAACAUUACCCCACUCACGCAUUGUCCACUCAGCUCUCUUCUCACCUCUUACAGGCAAGAGAAUUGCCACCACUUGCACAGACAAUCAUCUUCGAUUAUAUGGGAGUGAGGAUCCUGGCAAGAUCAAGCUUUUAAGGAGCUGGUAUCAUGAUAAUAACACAGGUAGAUUCAUUGUUCCUUUCAAGCUCAAGUGGCAUCCACAGAGAGAUGAUGUUUUGUUCUCACCUUCCAAACUCUUCCCCCGACGGAUUGAGGCAUGGAAUUCAGAGGGGAUGCUCCUCUCUAAUUUGAUAUCAGAGGAUCACCUGCAGUCCAUUUGCUCCAUUGUGUGUCAUCACAAGCACCUGACCAUUGUGGCCGGUGGCAAUGGCUCUGGUCGUAUUUACCUCUUCCAUAAAGGUCUCAAGCCUAUUUCAUAAGUCAAUGGUAAUGAAAAUGCUAAUAAGUAAUUCAGGAGAAAAUGUGAAAAUAAAACAAAGCUUUGGUUCAGG